Caenorhabditis elegans is the source of this 1295-nucleotide messenger RNA. RefSeq names its product Guanine nucleotide-binding protein alpha-8 subunit (gene gpa-8). Gene Ontology annotation, biological process: signal transduction; G protein-coupled receptor signaling pathway. Gene Ontology annotation, molecular function: G-protein beta/gamma-subunit complex binding; guanyl nucleotide binding; GTPase activity. Bases 15 to 1109 code for a protein of 364 amino acids. The transcript has 10 exons. NCBI's taxonomy places the organism in Eukaryota, Metazoa, Nematoda, Chromadorea, Rhabditida, Rhabditidae. The record is from RefSeq and is marked reviewed.
AAAGUUUCAGCAUAAUGGGUGCCUUGUGUUCUUCGGAAACUUAUAUGCUCGACAAGGAGGAGUACAAAAAACAGGUGGAACAUAAUAAAUCAAUUGAAAAUGACUUGGAAAAGGAUCGAAAAAUAAAAAUUUUGAAAUUACUUAUUUUGGGGCCUGGAGAGUCUGGAAAAAGUACUACAAUUAAGCAAAUUAAAAUCAUCCACGACGAAGGUUAUAGUGCUGAAGAAAAAAUGGUUCGAAAACACGGAAUUUAUAUGAAUAUUCUGGAAGGUAUCGAAGAAAUUCAUUUGUCAGUUGGUCGAGAAAAUAAAUCUUAUAAAAAUCCUCUUUCAUUUGAUCAUAUAAAUGAAGUUCGAAUGUUUACGGAAAACUUCAAAAAAGCUGAUGAUUCUGAAAAAUUACUUGGACCAGAAGUGAUAAAUGCUAUUCAAAAAUAUAUAAAAGAUGAAACAAUUGCAAUGAUGUUGAGAGAUAAAACUGUAUAUAAUAUUGAUGAUUCAACAAUUUAUUUCCUUGAGAACUUUUCAAGAAUUAUCCAAAAGGACUAUUUACCAACCGAAGAAGAUAUUCUGAAAAGCAGAGUUCCAACAUCUGGAGUUAUUCAAUACAAAAUUAUGCUGAAAAAUUUUAAUUUUAGAAUAUUUGACGUCGGAGGUCAACGAGCCCAGCGAAGAAAAUGGCUUCAUGUAUUUGAUGAUGUUCAAGCUGUUCUUUUUAUAACUUCAUUAUCAGAAUAUGAUCAAGUUUUAAGAGAAGAUGCUACUGUGAAUCGAAUGAAAGAAUCGUUGAAUUUAUUUGAGAAAAUAUGUAAUGGAAGGUAUUUUCUCAACACUGCAAUGAUAUUAUUUUUAAAUAAAAUUGAUCUUUUCAAAAUUAAAAUCAAGCAUACCAAUAUUACAGUUGCAUUGACGAGUUAUAAAGGUCCACAGGAAUGUGAUAGCGCACUUGACUACAUUCGAAAGCGAUUCAUUUCAUUGAAUAAAAACAAAAAACGCUCAAUUUAUGAACAUGUGACUUGUGCCACAGACACUGAACAGAUUCAGGUGGUUAUUGAUUCGGUCAUUGAUGUUGUGAUUCAGCACACAAUGCAAAAAGUUGGAAUUCAAUGAAAUUAUGGACUUCUUUAUCAAUAUUCAAGAGAUUACAUCUAUACAAAUAUGCGUUUAUAUGUACAAUGUUCGGGUUUUUAAGUGAAUUUAAUUUUAAAUAUCGUGAAAUCAACGUUCUCAUAUUCUUUUUGAAAAUUGCUCUUACUUAAAAAAACACGGAAAGAAAUAAAGUGAUUUACAAAUCAA